GCAGUGGCAAAGAGUUAGAGAAGACGCAAGCUUAAAAAAAAAAAAAAAAGAUUUGAUCUUCUUCUUCUUAAAAAGAAGAUAUAACACACUAUCAUUUCUAUUUCUCUCCUGUCCACAUAUGCUUAUCUUCUCCUCUAUAUAUUUUUCCUUCAAUCUCUGUGCGCAACGGUGUAAAGCGAUAGGGGUGUAGUUCCUGUUUCCGACUGGGAACUGGAGGAGGUGGUGCUGUUGCCGGUACUGAUUCUUCCAAUUUGGUCCUGGUUCAUGUGCUCUUUGCCUCUUUCUAGUAAGUUCGUUUUUCUCUUUUUCUUCUCCCAGUUCCUCUGUUUAUUUUAGUGCUUUCAAAUUCCUUUCUCACUAUUGUUGCUUGUAAUAUGACAUGUUUCAGAUCAUGGUGUCGUACGGUGCCUUGGCAGUGACAAUGGUGGUGGUCGUGGUUACAGUGCAGUGGUUGGGUUGCAACUUUGCAGAAGGGUAUCCGGAAGAAGACCUUGUGGUGAGGCUUCCUGGUCAACCAAAAGUCUUAUUUAGACAGUAUGCAGGUUAUGUCGAGGUUGACACCAAAACAGGCCGUAGCCUCUUCUACUACUUUGUGGAAGCAGCCACACAACCUGAGACCAAACCCUUAACCCUUUGGCUUAAUGGAGGCGUGGAUGUUUGUAUGACUUACGAAAGGAAGUUCUACUUCAAUCUCCCAGAGGUCCAACACGCUCUUCACGCCAACCGCACUCGUCUGCCUUACGAGUGGUCUAUGUGCACCAGCCGGGUGAAUUACCGUGGCAUUGACUCGAACAUCUCCAUGCUUCCGCUUCUUAAGAGAAUUAUACAGAACAAAACUCCUGUUUGGAUUUUCAGUGGCGAUCAAGAUUCUAUAAUUCCAUUUCUUGGUACUAGAACCAUCAUACGAGAACUUGCUCAUGAUCUUAACUUCAGUACCACACUUCCCUAUAGACAUUGGUACCACAGAGACCAGGUUGCCGGCUGGGUCACGGAGUAUGGAAAGCUAUUGACGUUUGCAACAGUGAGAGGAGCGGCUCAUAUGGUUCCCUAUGGGCAGCCCGCACGAGCUCUCCAUAUGUUUAGUUGCUUUGUGCGUGGACGAAGAUUGCCCAACAACACACAUUACCCCGACGAUGGGUAAAAAAGAGGAGAUGUCUCAUUAAUAAAAAGGAGUGUUUGUUGGAUAAGUUUGGAUUAAUAAGUUUCCUUUUCUUUAAUAGUGUUGUGUUGAUCUAUAAGGAAUAGGAAAUAUGAUUUGUGUGAUUCCUAAUAGGUUUAGGAUAGUGUGAGUUAUAUAUAUGAAGAUGCAGUGUGUUGUUGCAUAACAUAUUGUGUGAGUGAUUGCUUUGUGAUUGAGCUUUGAUAUUGAAUAAACAAGAGAAGGACUUC
Molecule: messenger RNA, 1389 nt
Organism: Raphanus sativus (radish)
Lineage: Eukaryota; Viridiplantae; Streptophyta; Magnoliopsida; Brassicales; Brassicaceae
Product: serine carboxypeptidase-like 42
Exons: 5
Coding region: 380-1141 (253 amino acids)
Biological process (GO): proteolysis
Molecular function (GO): serine-type carboxypeptidase activity
Source: RefSeq, a predicted model, not a curated record